AUGCCAGCGAACAAUGCAAAUGCAAAGGCCAUCGUCCAAACUGUCUUCACACUCACCCCCCAUAGAGUGACCAGUCCUCGGAGACCACCACCAGCUGCGCAUAUCUGUCGCAACCUCCACAACUCGUCGCCGCAGCGAGCCACUCCUCUGUCCGUUGGAGUGGUCGGACCGCCCCCCAACCCACCACUUCCCGCAACACCACAGUAUGGCGAGCGCAUCGAGAGGCGACGAAAGCAAGCGGAGAUGCUACGGCAGGCGAAGGAAUUCCGCUCCAGCCAGGACCAGAAAGGGAGACCAAACCCUCUGAAGAAGCGCUUCUGGAAGGAUAUGGCUACCAAAUCUUCCUCGACUCCCGCCCCGUGCGCACCCCCCACAAGACCAUCCUCACCAUCCCGCUCUCGAAACCGCACCUCGCCCACGCCAUCGCCCUAG
Messenger RNA from Endocarpon pusillum Z07020, 432 nucleotides. RefSeq lists its product as uncharacterized. NCBI's taxonomy places the organism in Eukaryota, Fungi, Ascomycota, Eurotiomycetes, Verrucariales, Verrucariaceae. The transcript has 2 exons. Bases 1 to 432 code for a protein of 143 amino acids. The record is from RefSeq and is a predicted model, not a curated record.